GUGUUUUGUGUGUCUGUGUAGCGUAGUGCUUAUCUGCGGGGCCAGUUCCUCUCGAUUUUCCAUGCAAGGACCUGGAUGUGUAACUAAUUUCUCUAAAUGUCUGUAUUGAACACUAACUCCUGUAUUCAAGUGAAAGGUGAACGCAGAAGUCUUGGCACUCAUGUCCAGUAACCAGAAAAGAUUGUGAUGAUGAUGAUGAUGAUGAUGUCGUCCCCUAUGAUGAUGAUCAUAGGGGACGACGUGUUGUUGUGGUGGAAGAUGUGUUGUUUGGUGGGAGAGGAACACGUUUAUGGCACUUUUUUGUUGUUGUUUUGUUUUUGAGUCUGCAGCGCAGUAAGGACACACAUGGCAACACUAUGGAGCAGUCAGCACACUCUGGAGACUAAAUGAGACUGAGUGUGUUGUGUGUAUGUCUGCGUGCGUGUGUGUGUGAUGAGUUCACAAUAAAAACGUUUGAUAAAAAGUGCUGGACUGAUGUCUCGUGAAUGCAGGCAGUGUUCAGAUGACUGUGAGCACAUGUGGGAUGUUUUGUCUCAGCGCUGCCUUCCUCUGUGAAGAUGUGACUUCGAUUGGCUGCUUUCAGGAAGUGAUUUCUCGCGGUUUUCAGAGCUGAGCCUCAACUUACUAAUCAUUUCAUGCAGAAAACCACAUUUUAAAAGCGCAUUUCUCUCCGGGCACCGAAAGAUUAACCAGGUUUGUAUCCUCACCGAACGCUGUGGAGAUGGUUUUAUUGAUCCGGCUGCUGCUGUUGAUGAUGAUAAUGCUGAUGGUCAGAGCGCUGGGUCUUUUUUUCUGCUUCAUAUUGCACUGAUUGAUCAUGCUUGCGGGAUAUUCUGAACGUGCAUGUUCGUGGUGCACUGGAGGGCAGGUAGUUAGUCAACUGUUUGACUGCUGGGCAGCUUCACGUCUGAAACAGACACGUGCCUGACUGUGCCCACAAAAAUCUGAAUCCGAAUCAUUUCAGCCUGAGUCGGUAAGUUCGGAUUUUAAAUGAUUGAAAAUCAAAUCUCCUUCAGCCCAAACAGAUAUGAGAUGACACAUUUUUAAUACUACAGCUUUUUAUUUUAUUUAGGUUUUUCUAACCUGAUAUUUGCCCUGAAACGUUCAAGGCACGUUAAAAAUCAGAGUUUGGCACAGUGUGGGAGGCAUGAAUCAUUUGGUGCUUUCACGUCUAGAGGCGGUUUAUAAAUUUAAUUUCAAAAUAGAGCAGGACAUGUUUGACUAGAUUAUGCAAAAACAAUAAGGAAAUCAAUUUAGUCAAGCACAACCAAAAAACACACAUGGACAAAACUCUUUUCAGACGAGACAAAGUUCUGCACAACAACAGUCCUCUCUGUCGGCCUAUCGCUCCUCUCCGGGCAGCAGGGGCCUACCUUCUCCGGCUGCCUUUAUCGGCUUCGGGCUUCAUAUCUUCAGCAGCACGGUGUCCGGAUGCCCAUCACGCCGUCAAACGUCUAAUCGAGCCGGGGCAUGUGGCGCUUUGAUUUCCUGUCCUUCAUGUACUGAUAGGCUGCUCUGCCUUCCCCAGUGAGACCUGGAGCCAUCACAGUGAUCCGAGAAUACAUUUGAUUGGUCCAAACUGACUUGAGCUGAUUUGUGGAUUAAAUAUGUCUGUGUUAAAUGUUAAACUUACAAAUGUCAAAGAAUGAUCUAAAUGUUUGGGCAUUGGUCAAACUAAAAUAUUUGUUUUUAAAAAUGAGAUUCGGCACAAAAGGACAAACACAGAGCAGUAACACACACUUCCAAUGAAAUAUUAAUGCUUUCACAUUUAUUAUUUUUUUGUGGUAAUCAAAGUUCCUCUUUCUCACAUCACUGCUUUGAAAAAUUCAUUUGUUGCAUCUGCUUUGGAUAAAAGGCACCAGGACGCACGGCCCGCUCUUUGUUCUGUGCAUGAACAGGCGCUACAAUCCGUGCACAGAGAAGCAAACUGUGUGUGUGUGUGUGUGUGUGUGUGUGUGUGUGUGUGUGUGUGUGUGUGUGUGUGUGUGUGUGUGUGUGAGCUUCUUUCUUCUCUGUAUAAUGACCAGCGUAAUGUGAAACUGUCACCGCAGGCCUGAGGACGGUGAGUGUCUGUCACAUAAUAACAGUCUCCUCCAGCUGACCACCAGACCGAUGCCAAACUUCUGUCAUGUGCGUUUAAUGUGAGGAUUUUAUUCUGAAUUAUUCCUGUUUAAUAAACAGCUGGAUUCUAAUUUUGUUCCACGUAUUUUAGGAGAAAAAAACUCCUGAAGCUGCGGGGAUGUACAGACUGUGUGACAGUUCAAAGUGAAGAGGAUUAUCUGUAUUAAGGACUCUGUUGGUUCAGACUUCCCCCCCGCCUUUUUAUUACCACUACAUGCUACAUGUUUGCUGUGACACCCUGGGGUGCGCCUCCGCGUUUCCUCCCUCCCUGUCAGAUUGAGUAAGGCGCCGAUAAGGCCUGUAUCACUUCUCUAGAUUAUUGCCACAGGCUCCUCUGGAGACACGAGCUGCAGCCUGAUCACAAAGACAGGAGGUGUGUGUGUGUGUGUGUGUGUGUGUGUGUCCUUCAGAUUCUCGCUGAUUGGUUUUAUUCUUAAAAUAAAGAAUGUGUCCUCUGGUGUGUCUUGAAACAGAGUCAUACACUGCGUCACACGUGUAUUUGCAUUAAGGAGAAGUGAUAAGAAGUCGCCCCCUCCGCGCACUAUUUAACCUGUAACAACAUACGUGCUGACUAAAAACACCCCGCAGGCAGAUCUGCUUUUUGCGUGCCGCGCAGUGAGCUGGAGGAGCCGCUGCAGAGACACCUGUCCGCGCCAACACCUGGCAGGCGGGACGGAGUACUGUGUGCGCAUGCUCCGUGGACAGGUUGAAAUCUCUUAAAGAACUUGGCCCCCGGCGUCUCUCCACCAGUGGAGAUCAAAUCUUUGCAGGGUUCACAGCGAGCAGCGAGCAGCGAGCGCCUCACCCCGAACACUGCUCCGUGCAGCUGGAUUACUGCUGCGGCUCGUCUCCUUCUUCUGCUCUCAGAUCAGUUGUUGUGCUCUCAGAUCAGAGAUGCCUCGCUCCUUCAUGGUGAAGAGUAAGAAGGCGCACAGUUACCACCAGCCCCGGAGUUUAGAGGACGACUACAGCCGGCUGGACACUAUUCUGGCGCACAUAUGCUCAGAGGCGGAUAAGCUCCCAGAAGACACCGACCCGUCGGUGGACAGAUACGGCCUCUCUCCGGACUCACACCUGGCUGACGCUGCUGAUUUCUCCCCGAAGUCCCCGCUGAGCUGCGCCGACAGUCUGUGCGGCCGCUCCACGGACUAUGAGGACUUCUGGAGGCCUCCGUCCCCCUCUGCCUCACCGGUUGAUUCAGAGAAAUCCCUGUCUCCUCUGGUGGAUGAGGCCCAGCCCUUCACUGUUCCCUUCCGGCCGUACGCAUGGAGUAGCUACCCAGGGCCGGGGCUGAGGCCCCUUGUGCAGCAGGGCCUCCACCCUGGCAUGGAGGUGGACAGGGGCCCGGCGGGGAUGACCUUCUACGGGGACAGGAACGUCCACUCGGGCCUGUACUCGGACCAGGCUUUGAGUGAGGAGCCUUACGGCGGCUACAGGAGGCACGCAACUGCUCUGCUGUUUCCUGAGGGAGGCCUGCAUGGAAAGACCCACAAUGUGAAGGCCCAGUCUGACCUGCUGUGCUCCAGUCUGAUCCUCAAUGGUGCUUACAAGUGUGUCAAGUGCAGUAAGGUGUUUUCUACUCCGCACGGUCUGGAGGUCCACGUCCGCAGAUCGCACAGUGGCACCCGGCCAUUUGCGUGCGAAAUCUGCGGCAAAACCUUCGGGCACGCAGUCAGCCUGGAGCAACACAAAGCCGUGCACUCUCAGGAAAGAAGUUUCGACUGCAAGAUAUGCGGUAAGAGUUUUAAGAGGUCGUCCACGUUGUCGACGCACCUGCUCAUCCACUCCGACACGCGGCCUUACCCCUGCCAGUACUGCGGGAAGAGGUUCCACCAGAAGUCAGACAUGAAGAAACACACUUUCAUUCACACAGGUGAGAAGCCACACAAGUGUCAGGUGUGUGGAAAAGCGUUCAGCCAGAGCUCCAACCUCAUCACCCACAGCAGGAAACACACCGGCUACAAACCGUUCGGCUGCGACCUCUGCGGCAAAGGUUUCCAGAGAAAAGUAGACCUGAGGAGGCACAAAGAGACGCAGCACGGACUCAAGUGAUCUGUCCUCACUGCUCAAACCAUGUCAUGUCAUCUGACUGCAGAGUCUCUAUGAUCACUCCUCAAACGAGUGAGGACAAAGACGCCACAGACUGAAGACGAAUGCGCCUUUGUUUGGACAUUUCUUGGAUCACUUUGAUCCUCUUUUGUAAAAAUGUGAAGGAGCAUUGGAAACAUAUAUGUAUAUAUAUAUAUAUAACUAUAUAUAACUAGAUAUAGAGUAUAUAGAUAUAUAUAGUUAUAUAUAUAGUUUAUUAUUUAUUAUUUACAAAGGGAAAAAAAGACAUUAAACCUCGACGGACAUUUUUCUGGCAACGCUAAUUAUUCUCCAUGAAGGUCCAGACAACCAGAGAUAAGCUGUGAACUGCAGACGUGAAUGAUGGAGUGUGACACAGUCACUUCAUCGUGUGAUAGAAUCAGCUUGAUGGGACAAUAAAAGCCCAAAUGUUUGUACUCCACUCGAAAAACCGGAUCGACAGUGAAACCAUCAGAGGGAAAAAUCUGCGCUCCUCCACAGAGCGCCCUGUUGUCGGUUUGGAAACGAUGCUGGCAAAACAGCCUCGUCACUGUGUGAUUUAACAAACAGCCGAGCUCUUACCUUCCACCUUUUUACGUUUUGCACAUUUUAUUGUCAAAAUUAACUUUUUCAGAAUAUUUUUCUCCUCUAGGAAAUGUUCUUUUCUGUUUGGUUUUUAUUGAAAUAAUAAUAAUAAUAAUAAUAAUAAUAAUAAUAAUAAUAAUAAUAAUAAUGUUUUUUUAAAAAUGCAAUAAAAUGUAAAAGUGGAAUGGUCUGACAUUUAUUUCUUCGGAGGUUUCAUCAACGAAAAGUAUUUUUUGACACCUUGCAGACCCCAUAGCUCACAGGCCGAGAGUCAAUUUAUUUUGUGUUAUUUAAUAUAGCAUAAUGUGUAAAGUGCUUUGUUAUAAUAUACAUAUAAAUAUAAGAGAAUAAGAUCUUUGUUUUCAGCGUGUUUACACUGUUAAAAAAAUCCCUGUAGAUUUCACAGUGAAAAAAACAAAAAAACAAAAAUAUGCCAUGAAGUGUGACUGUGUUUCCCUACAGUAAAACACAGUCACACUUCAAACCUGUAUUGCUACAGCAUUUUAAGGGAAUAAAUACUGUUCAUUAUACAGUAAAGCACUGUACAACCGCAAUGUUGGAAAA
Molecule: messenger RNA, 5337 nt
Organism: Larimichthys crocea (large yellow croaker)
Lineage: Eukaryota; Metazoa; Chordata; Actinopteri; Sciaenidae
Gene: gfi1ab
Product: growth factor independent 1A transcription repressor b
Exons: 7
Coding region: 3016-4173 (385 amino acids)
Biological process (GO): regulation of gene expression
Cellular component (GO): nucleus
Source: RefSeq, a predicted model, not a curated record